Molecule: messenger RNA, 909 nt
Organism: Oppiella nova
Lineage: Eukaryota; Metazoa; Arthropoda; Arachnida; Sarcoptiformes; Oppiidae
Source: the annotation of a GenBank genome assembly
AUGUCAAUACUGAGGGGAACGCGGAAACUGUUAUUAGCGGCGGGUCUGGCGGGUUGUGGCGCCGCCGCAGCCGUCCUCCUGAGUGGCCUCAACGCAGAGUCGGAUGGAUUCAAAGCCCGCGCCGCGAAUGUCAUCCAAAGCCACUUCAACGACCACUUGGGGCCCAACGCGUCCAUCAUGUCGUCGACAGCGACCACCAAAUGGGACGCCAAUUGGGACCGAAGGGAUCCCUUCUGUUUAGUGAAACCCAUGAGCGGCUCGUUUCGCGUCACCGAAAAGGAUGAGAAUAAGUAUAACGAGAAACUGGAAAAAGCCAAGUCUAUGGCCACCCGUCACCUCAUACUCGUCCGUCACGGGCAGUACAACCUGAGCGGCGAGACGGACAUCCUCAGGACACUGACACCGCUGGGCAGAGACCAGGCCUAUCACGUGGGGCUAAGGCUCAAAGACCUGGCGCUGCCCUACACUCGUAUCAUACAGUCAACGAUGACCAGAGCCACAGAGACCGCGAACAUCAUUAGCCAACACUUGCCUAAUAUUCCUGUCGACAGCUGUCACUUCAUCCGCGAGGGAUCGCCGAUAAAGCCCGACCCGCCUGUCCACCACUGGAGACCAGAGCCCAAGCAGUUCUUCGAAGACGGCGCCAGAAUCGAGGCUGCGUUCCGGAAGUACUUCCAUAGAGCCGAUCCCACACAGAAGAAGGACAGCUACGAGAUAAUGGUUUGUCACGCCAAUGUGAUCCGAUAUUUCGUAUGCCGUGCCCUCCAGUUCCCGCCCGAAGCGUGGCUUCGGUUUUCGUUACACAACUGCAGUCUCACGUGGAUUGCCAUCAGACCCAGUGGUCGGGUAGUUGUCUACACCGUGGGAGACAUCGGUCACGUGCCGCCCAACAAAAUGACCACUACUUAG